UUAAAGCAAGUAAAUUCAAACGUUUAAAAUAUAUUUUAACUUUUAAGGUUGUUAGAAAAUCAAAAAUGUUACCCAAAUAAUUGAUAUUAUAUUUUUAAAACAUAUAAUUAAAUUUUAUAAUACUUAUGAUUUUUGUAGUGCAAUUGCUUAUGAAUUAAAAUAAGGUAAUUUAAGCUGAAACAUUUUCGUCAUGUAAUUGUUUUAUGGAAACAAGAACUAUUCUACUAUGGACGAUAACGAUCAAAUGAUAGUUUAUCCAAACAAAGGACUUGAUCCUCAUAAUAAAUGUUGUGGUGGAUCUUUGUGGUGUAUUCAAGAUAUUUGUGGAAUUAUUUGUGCUAUAUUUACAUGGCUACUGAUUUUAUAUGCAGAGUUUGUUAUUACCUUUGUUACACUCUUACCAUGUCCAUAUCCAAUUUUUCAGUUUGUAAAUAUGUUAAUAUUUCAAAGUUUUGCAUUUCUUGCAAUGGCUUCACAUUUACGUACAAUGUUCACUGAUCCUGGUGCUGUACCAAAAGGAAAUGCAACUAAAGAAACCAUACAAAAUUUAGGAUUGCGUGAAGGUCAAGUCAUAUAUAAAUGUCCAAAAUGUUGCUGUAUCAAACCAUCAAGAGCUCACCAUUGUUCAGUUUGUCAGAGAUGCAUAAGAAAAAUGGAUCAUCAUUGUCCUUGGGUCAACAACUGUGUAGGAGAAAACAAUCAAAAAUUUUUUGUUCUGUUUACGCUUUAUAUUGCAGCCAUGUCAUUUCAUGCUUUAUACUUAUGUGUAAGCCAAUUUGUCUGGUGUUUACAUUCCGAGUGGAAACAGUGCUCUUGGUACACUCCACCAGCUACUGUAGUAUUUUUGAUAUUUUUAGGUUUUGAAGCAUUACUAUUUUCAAUUUUUACAAUGGUAAUGUUUGUAACACAACUUCAAGCCAUUUGUUCUGAUGAAACGGGCAUUGAACAAUUGAAAAAAGAAGAAGCUAGAUGGAUGAAAAAAUCUAAGUGGAAAAGUUUACAAGCAGUAUUUGGACGUGUCUCAAUCACAUGGCUUUCGCCAUUUUCUAGACCAGCUCCUAAAAUUAAAGUAGAUAAUUAUCUGCAUGUAUAA
Molecule: messenger RNA, 1093 nt
Organism: Daktulosphaira vitifoliae (grape phylloxera)
Lineage: Eukaryota; Metazoa; Arthropoda; Insecta; Hemiptera; Phylloxeridae
Product: palmitoyltransferase ZDHHC3
Exons: 6
Coding region: 227-1093 (288 amino acids)
Biological process (GO): protein targeting to membrane; peptidyl-L-cysteine S-palmitoylation
Cellular component (GO): endoplasmic reticulum; Golgi apparatus
Molecular function (GO): protein-cysteine S-palmitoyltransferase activity
Source: RefSeq, a predicted model, not a curated record